Molecule: messenger RNA, 1105 nt
Organism: Culex pipiens pallens (northern house mosquito)
Lineage: Eukaryota; Metazoa; Arthropoda; Insecta; Diptera; Culicidae
Product: phospholipase A1 member A-like
Exons: 2
Coding region: 35-1069 (344 amino acids)
Molecular function (GO): lipase activity
Source: RefSeq, a predicted model, not a curated record
UCUUUGUUAUGAAGCAAGUUCAGUCCAGUGCAAAAUGUUUCCCGGGAAAGCCACGCUUUUACUGCUGUUUGUAGCAGCUUCGACAGUCCAGGGCGGGCUGCUGGAUCUCUUCAACACCACCUCGGAUAACAACCUGGCCCAGGUCAUGGACACCAUCUUCGAGAUGUCACGGAACGAGUUUGGCAGUUUGAUCGACGGCAGAAGCAACAUUCCGGUGGAGGUUGAGGUUACGUUUUGGUGCGGAAAUGGUGCAUCUCCGACUCUGAAGCAAACCUAUCUGUACGAUCAGGACUUGGCCAGCAAGGUGGACGUUUCCAAGCCGAUAGUGAUCAUCACUCACGGCUGGACGGACAACGUCAACAAGACCUGGGUUCAGGAGACGGCUAAGAACGUGAUCAAGUACCAGGGUUCGAACGUGUGCGCGGUGGACUGGAAUCACUUGGCCAAGUAUCGUUACUACGUCUCGGCGAUUGAGAAUGUUCCCAAGGUGUCGGGAUAUGUGACGCUUUUUGUCGCAUUCUUGAGAGAUUCCGGAAUCCCGCUGGACAGGGUCACCCUGGUUGGCCAUAGCUUGGGUGCGCAGAUCAGUGGCCAGGUAGGGUACAACUAUCGUGGACAAAUCGGUGCCAUCUUCGGGCUGGAUCCAGCUGGACCUCUGUUUACCGCCCCAACGGAUCGUGGCCUGGCAUACCGCCUGGACGCCAGUGAUGCCAAAUAUGUUCAGAUGAUUCUAACCUCGCGUGGUCAAUGCGGAGUCAUGACCGGCGAUGGCCACGAGAACUUUUACCCGAACGGAGGAUUCUCGCCGCAGACAAACUGUAUCGUGCCGUUGACCAGUGAUGCCGAAUUUGCCGAUCAAUCCGUUUGCAGUCAUUUGCAUGCCACAGAGUUGUUCAAAUUCUCGCUGGUUCCAACAAUUGUUUUCAAAUCAACCAAGUGCGAUGAUUUGGUGUCAUAUUUAGGAAAUUUGUGUAUUUUAAAUCGUACCAACAGACUUGGAGCAGCCAGCGAUCGAUCUGGAGGAAACUUUUAUCUGAUAACGUCACCAUUUUCUCCGUAUAAUGUAUGAAAAUCUUCUGUAAACAAAUAAAUAUUGAAACAAAAA